UUCGAGCGCAAUCGCAUCGCGAUGCUCAGAGCCGCGUGGUGGACGUUCGCGGUGCUCGCGCUGUGGAUCGCCGGCGCCGGCGCACGCGUUUACGAGCGCUGCGAGCUAGCGCGCGACCUGCGCGGCCUCGGUGUGCGCGCCGACCACGUCGCCACCUGGGUCUGCAUCGCGUUCCACGAGUCUCGGUUCGACACCACCGCCAGCAAUCUUCACAGCGGCGACCACGGCUUGCUACAGAUCAGCGAACUGUUCUGGUGCGGCGAGGGCAAGGCUUGCGGGCUGUCGUGCGAGGCCCUGCGCGACGACGACAUCUCCGAUGACUUGGCAUGUGCGCUGCACGUAUACGAGGAGCACACCAGGUUGCAGGGUGACGGCUUCUUGGCGUGGGUUGUUUACCCCCAGCACUGCAAACAUAACACCAAAAAAUAUCUUGCUGACUGCGACGAUACUUUAAAAAACGCAAGUACUAAACCAAUGGAAAAAUCACGUGCCUUAGACGUUCCCAGAAGAACAAACUUAAUAAUGCGAUUAAAUCAAAGCAUCGACGAAUUACUACCGCCGUACAUCGCCAUGACUUCCAACUCUGGGCAUAGUAGAAAUGAAAUAGACUUUCAAGACAAAAAAUACGAUAGUAAAUGGCAAGUAACGCACUUUAGCAACAUCGAUGAUCUAUCACCCCCAUUUUUCGGGCUACGGACACAUCAAAAUACAGAGUCACCACCUACUUCGACUUUCGCCAUACAUGAGUUAGAUCAGUCAAAAAGAAUAGACAAAAAUGAAAUAAGAAAUAAAUUUGUGACCGAUAAACCUGCAAGAACAACAGUAAAUAAUUUAAAUAAACUUGGAUCGGGUAUCAGUAAAAUAUUUACUUCUUCAAGCAGCAGUUGGUAUACUCGACCGUCGCCAAUCACCACCACCCCGAAACCAAAGAAGGUGUUAAUGUCAAGCACUGUUGAAACUACCACCACAGGAAGACCUCCUGAUAGGACGACUAAUUUGUAUCACACUACAUUAAUAAAAAAAUCGAAAUCUGUCGAGUUACUAAAUGGAAUGCCGGCCCUAUCCGAUAAAGACGCCUCUAAAGAGCGAUUCCGCUGUCUUGGAUGUAGAAUACCAACCACGGAGAAUCCUAUUUCCAGUUUCAGAUUAACUACGAUACCAGAACCACCAACGACUUCAAUCCCUAAAGGCGGUUUUAAAACACUUGCAACCAGCAGGACUUAUUCUGCAAGGACCAUAAUAUCUAGAACAUUACCGCCAAGUAAAAACCGGUUAGCUCGUGAUAAUAUUACCCGUUCGAUUACGACCACAACUCCAAAUACUUUCACAGGCCGUAGUAGAAACACAACUGUAUAUACGACUAAACCACUACACAAAACCACGUCUCGGAACAGUUUCACAACAAGCAGUUUUAAAAUGCCAAGUACUCUCAUCACCACUCCGAGAAGUGUCACUAAUCCAAGUACAACAACCAGCAGUAGUUCCAGGCAUUGGAGAACAAUAACUUCUGAAAGUGCUGCAUACUCUAGCGGAGACACGCAAAAUUCGCAACGAAAUGCUAUAUUUGAUUUAUACUUGAAGCCAAAACAACCAAAAUUAAUAACGUUUACAUUUGCCACUCAGGGCGACAGUGUUUACAGAAGACGUAUUUUUGCGGACGGCACCACGUCCCCAGCGACGCCCUGGAAGCGCAAUGGCGCGCAGGAAUUCAGGAUAAAGUGAUAUUAGUGCCGCGUGCUCUCGCUGA
Molecule: messenger RNA, 1747 nt
Organism: Cydia amplana
Lineage: Eukaryota; Metazoa; Arthropoda; Insecta; Lepidoptera; Tortricidae
Product: mucin-2-like
Exons: 1
Coding region: 22-1722 (566 amino acids)
Molecular function (GO): lysozyme activity
Source: RefSeq, a predicted model, not a curated record